UGUUAUGAAAGCUGCCGAGUGAAUUGUUGGAUAACUGCUGUUUCCCUGGGUUUAUACAACACCAUGUGGAAAGCUGAGGGACUUCCGCCGGUCUAGUCUCUGCCAUAAUACAUUUAUACUAUUAAAUAAAGUAUUUUUUAUCUUAAAAAGACAGCAUGGCAAAGCGGAGAGGGGGUGCAGCAGAGACAGAGGCCGGUGCAAAGAAACUGAAGCAGGUUCUGAAGAAGGGCUGCGGAGCCAAAGCGAGAGGGAAGAAGAAAGAUGCAGGUAAUGGCAUCAAACAGGAAGAGGAUGAGAUCAAGACGAAGGUCCAACCCAAACCACGUUCCUCCACAAAACGAGGAGCAGAAAAAAAAAAUUCCAACACGUCUAAAACAACCACUGCUGUCAAAACCAGCAAAUACUUCCAGUCGCCGGUGAAAGAGGAGACUGACAGUGAAGAUGACUGUAACAUGGUGACCUCAGCAGCGCCUGCCAUUACGAUGAAAAUCAUGAAAACAGAGGAAGAGGAGGAGGGCAGUGAGGAAGACGAGGACGAUUGGGAGGAAGUGGAGGAGCUCUCCGGGCCACUGGGUCCACCUGGUCCGUCGGAGCCCGUCCUGCCCAUUCAGCCGGUUGAGAUAGAGAUUGAGAUUGAGACCUCAGAGGUCAGGAAAAAGAAAAAGAGGCAGGCGGAGUUUGAGACGUAUCUGAGGCGGAUGAUGAACAAAAUCAAGAAGGACGUGCUGGUAGAUACACACAAGGUCCACCUGAUGUGCCUGAUAGCGGGGGGGAUGUUCCGCAGCAGUCUGUGCAGUGAACCCGACCUGCUGGCCAUCACUCUGUCGCUGCUGCCCACACACUACAGCAUGGUCGCCAAGGAACGCAUCGACCAAAACUACCUCUCUGGACUGCUCAAAUGGUUUAGAGCAACAUUCACCCUCAACCCCAGUCUUUCCUGUGAGGAGCGUCCAGACCCCCGGGCUCUGCUGGAGAGACGUCUGGCCAGCCUGUCGGGCAGAGACCACCAGGAGAUGACUCAUAUGUUCCUGUUGGUCCUGAGGUCUCUGCAGCUCUUCUGCCGAUUGGUUAUUUCUUUGCAGCCGAUUCCUCUCAAAGCCCCAUCAACCAAGGGUAAAGGGGCUACAACAUCUCCAGGGGCCCCAGGAAAGGGAGACACAAGCCAGGAUACAUCCAAGAACUCCUCUCCUGAGUCAAAGGUCUCUCCUGGCACCAAGAGACCUGCAGGAGGGUGGAAUAUCAAGGGAGGCCGAGGAGGAAAGAAAGCAAAGACUAUAGCAAUUAAGGAAGAAGAUGAGAAGACUAUAACAUCAGGAGGGCAGAGGCCAAAGAACUCAAAACGCCGCAGCAUCGCCUCAAAAGUCACCUACAAGGAAGAAAGUAACAGCGACGAGGAAAAAAAGGAGGGUGGGCUCAGUGAUGAGGAUGAGUUUCAGGCGACCAGUGAGGAAGGCAGUGAGGAGUCAGAGGGAGGGUCUAAAUCCAAAAAGGGGACAAAGGGGAAAGGCAAGAGCCAAAGCACUGCAGCUCCAAAGAGAAGGAGUAGCGAAGGGGGGGGAAAGGAGGAGGGAAAUGAGCGAGAGGUAGAUGACAAAAAAGAAGAAGGAAUUACAAGCAUCAGGAAAAAGCAAAGAAGCGGGAACAAGGCAAAAGGGCCUGGAGCGGACGAGUGGUUGGAAGUGUUUCUGGAGAAAACGUCCUCCUGGGUUUGUGUACACGUGGAGCAGGGUGUCGGGUUGCCUCACCUCUGCUCACAGAACGCAACAACGCCGGUGACGUACGUGGUGGCGGUGGACGGGCACGGCUUUGUGAAGGACCUGGGGAGGAAGUACGACCCCACCUGGUUAACGACGUCCAGGAAGAGGAGGGUGGAUGAAGAUUGGUGGGACGAAACACUAGGGCCUUUCCUGGGACCCGAAGAUGAGAGGGACAAAAAGGAAGAAAAGGAGCUCCAGAGCAGGCUAAUGAACAAACCUCUGCCAGUCUCAAUAGCGGAGUAUAAGAACCACCCGCUGUACGCCCUAAAGAGACACCUGCUGAAAUACGAUGCCAUCUACCCUGCAACAGCUGCUGUCCUGGGAUACUGCAGGGGAGAGCCUGUCUACUCCAGGGAUUGUGUGCACUCCCUCCACUCCAAGGACACUUGGCUAAAAGAAGCACGGACUGUCAGACUAGGAGAGGAGCCAUUUAAAAUGGUGAAAGGCUUCUCUAAUCGUUCCCGUAAAGCCAGGAUGGCGUCCGGGCAGACAGAGGAGAAGGACUUGGCUGUGUUUGGAGAAUGGCAGACUGAAGAAUACCAGCCGCCUUUAGCUGUGGAUGGGAAGGUUCCCCGCAACGAGUACGGUAACGUCUACCUGUUUAAGCCCUGUAUGUUGCCGGUGGGCUGUGUUCACCUCAGGCUGCCCAACCUGAACCGCGUGGCGAGGAAGCUGGAAAUGGACGCCGCCCCCGCCGUCACGGGCUUCGAUUUUCAUGGAGGAUACUCACACGCUGUCACUGAUGGGUACAUUGUGUGUGAGGAGCUUGAGGAGAUUCUCAGAGCAGCCUGGGCGGAGGAACAGGAGAUUCAGAAACAGAAGGAGAAAGAGAAAAAAGAAAAGAGGGUGAUCUCCAACUGGACUCUGCUGUUGAAGGGGCUCCAGAUCAGAGAAAAACUCAAACAGCGCUACGGAAAGUUAAACCAAGGUCUUCUUCAAGGGGAGGAGGCCGCCGGGCUUUCUUCAGAUGAGGAGGGGGAUGAGGGGGGAAGUCCUUCAGAUAAGACGGCAUCUGAGACUCUGGCCAUGUCCUGGCCUCAGAACAAACUGGCUGAGGAGGACGGGGGGAGCAUCAGCGGACUGAAGAGGACAGCGAAGACAAAACGAGAAAAGAAAGGACAAGAGAAACACAUGUUCCCAUUUGAAAAAGUGUGAUGUCGGAGGUAAAAAAAAAACUACACUUGAGUUUAGUAAAUCAAGUUCGAUUACAUUUCUCUCAGGAAAGGCUGCUUGUAGGGUUUACUCUGGUAGAUGUUCUUCCAUCGAUGAUAAUGCGGUCAUUAAUCCCCAUUCUGUGUUUACCAUCAAUGUGCAUACUUCCAGUUGAACUCAUGUACUGUAUUUUAGAUUUUUAUACGAGAGCUUAGUAUACAUACUGUCCAUGCCAAGUUCCCAGGGGGGUAACAGGCAAGGUGAAUAUAAAAUCCAACAAGUUGACACGUGUUCUCUGUGCAGAAAGGUGCUCUGAGGUUGCAUUGGAAAACACUCACUCAACAUGAAUGUGGGAACAGGGAAUUGUCCUUACAACGUGAUACUCACAGCACUCUUGUGAGAAUGAAAUGGGUGUUUUCCAAAACUCGAUCAGUACAAUGCUGCUGUUGAACCUGGUAGGCACUGUUUUUCUCCUCAGUUUAGCGCAUUAUACAAUAUAUGCCGAAUAGAAUUGAUUGCUUGUGUUGCAAGUUAACACAAAACCGCAUCUAAAAACAACACUACAAUCCCUACAGGUGAAUAAACAUUUCCAUUCAGCAUCUGGUGCCUCAGCUACCUUACACCGUUUCAUUGCUCACUGGACUGUGAAUAAGCUGAUACAAUGAAAACAGAAACUUGUACCAUUGUUGUACAUUUACAAUUUGGUAUCAUCAGUUGCAUGAACAGCCAUGUUUUGGUUGCAUUGCUUCUGUACACACAUGAACCAAGUAACAUUUAUCUUGAGAUGUAUCCAUGAACAUUGUAAAAACCGCAGUUAAGAAGUUGUUAAAUUAUUUCUUAGCUCA
Molecule: messenger RNA, 3754 nt
Organism: Trematomus bernacchii (emerald rockcod)
Lineage: Eukaryota; Metazoa; Chordata; Actinopteri; Perciformes; Nototheniidae
Gene: xpc
Product: xeroderma pigmentosum, complementation group C
Exons: 14
Coding region: 156-2912 (918 amino acids)
Biological process (GO): nucleotide-excision repair; mismatch repair
Cellular component (GO): XPC complex; nucleotide-excision repair factor 2 complex; nucleus
Molecular function (GO): single-stranded DNA binding; damaged DNA binding
Source: RefSeq, a predicted model, not a curated record